Cucurbitaria berberidis CBS 394.84 is the source of this 2201-nucleotide messenger RNA. RefSeq lists its product as uncharacterized. The record is from RefSeq and is a predicted model, not a curated record. The transcript is spliced from 3 exons. Gene Ontology annotation, cellular component: CCR4-NOT core complex; nucleus; P-body. NCBI's taxonomy places the organism in Eukaryota, Fungi, Ascomycota, Dothideomycetes, Pleosporales, Cucurbitariaceae. Gene Ontology annotation, biological process: regulation of DNA-templated transcription; nuclear-transcribed mRNA poly(A) tail shortening. Bases 169 to 2082 code for a protein of 637 amino acids.
CCGUGUUCGUCAACCCGACGACAAACAGUCCCCCGCCCAUUUGCGACCGAGCAUACGCACUCGCGCGAGCCGACCGUCGAGCCGUCUCCCUCACCCCGAACGACUCGACUAGCACACUAGCCCACACCAACCACACGCAAGCCCUCACGACGAGGCUACUCCCACACAAUGGCAGCUCGCAAGCUCCAGCAGGAGAUCGACAAAUGCUUCAAGAAGGUCGCCGAGGGCGUCGCGACCUUCGAGAGUAUAUAUGAGAAGAUCAUGCAGACGGGCAACCCUUCACAGAAAGAGAAGCUGGAAGACCAGCUGAAGAAGGAAAUUAAAAAGCUGCAACGGUCGCGAGACCAGAUCAAGACAUGGGCGGCCAUGGGCGAGAUCAAGGACAAGAAGCCUUUACUGGACCAUAGGAAGCUCAUCGAGACCCAAAUGGAACGGUUCAAGGCGGUCGAGAAGGAGAUGAAAACGAAGGCAUACUCCAAAGAAGGCCUGCAAUUAGCCUCAAAAAUCGACCCAAAAGACAAGGAAAAGAUGGAGAUGGUUGAUUUCCUGGUGCAAAUGAACGAAGAGCUAGAGCGACAAAUAGAGACAAUUGAGGCCGAAGUCGAGGCAAUGCAGGUUAACAUGAAGAAGGGAAAGAAGGCAGACAAUGCAAAAGCUGAGCGGGUAGCAGAGCUCGAAGAGGCAACUGAGCGACACAAGUGGCAUCAAGGGAAACUAGACCUACUACAACGAGCGCUAGAAAAUGGCAACGUGGAGACGGACCAGGUCAAGGAGAUCGAGGAAAGCAUCAGAUAUUAUGUCGACAGCAAUCAAGACGCUGACUUCAUGGACGACGACACAAUAUACGACGAAUUCAAUCUACAAGAAGAGGAGGCUAUCUUUGGCUUGGGCAACGAAUUAGAAGGCGUAUCAUCGCAGGAUGCACAGUCAAUAGCAGACGACACGCCGGAGACAGAAGGGAGACCAUCGGCGCCAAAAGCAAAGUCUACAGAAGCAGUACAGUCCAGUACAAGACGGCCAUCCACGCAAAUGAAAUCGCCUUUACCAGCAUUAGCGACAUUACAUACGCCGUUACCUGGUGUCUCAAAUGCUACAGCAAGCUCCAUGAAACCUGCUCCAUUACCAACGCGAACGCCAGGGGAACCAUUGAAGUAUGCCUCGGCGGCGGCGGCAGCAGCAGCAAGCGAUAAGAACGGAGUAGGCAUUGCACCGCUACCGCCACCACCGGGAGCUGCCACAACACAGUCUGGACUGGCUCCAACUGGUGUACGGACAAGUGCAACCGCGUCACCGGCGACUUCACACCCGCAGCCGGCGUCACGUGCGCAGCCACCAGGCGAGUCUAUACAGCAAGCACCGACCUCGAAAUCGCCUGCCCCAUCAGCAAGUAUACCGGCUACACCUGCUUUGGAAAAUGAGACUCUUUCGCGUGCUGCUUCGUCUGACGAUGCCACAAAGGCUAGCAGAAGAACGCCGGCUCCCGAGCGUGUAGAGGAAGAGGAAUCACAAGCUGCUACGCCGCCUUUGACAAAUGGUGAAUCACAUGCUGAGGACGAAGACGAGGAGUCGGUCUACCACCUACCUUCGAGUUUACAGGACCUGCUAGAUUCAUUCGAGGCGACCAAGAAUGACAUAAAUGCGUCGGUAUCAAAACCUCCGGAUGAACGUAUGCUUGCAACAUCCAUGGCUACUGCACCGGAUUCUGCGGACACCGAGGCACCGCGUCAUUACCGCCCACAAAACCCCUACCCGUUCACGCCUUCACACUACCCGCAGGAACCGUUGCCUAUUUUCGACGAUCCUCGCCUGUACUCCCGGAUCGAGACUGAUGCCCUCUUUUAUGCGUUCUAUUACCGCCAAGGUACAUAUCAGCAAUAUCUUGCGGCGAAAGCACUGAAGUCGCAGAGUUGGAGAUUUCACAAACAGUAUCAAACAUGGUUCCAACGCCACGAGGAGCCAAAAGCGAUCACCGAAGACUACGAGCAGGGAACGUACAGGUUCUUUGACUACGAAAGCACAUGGAUGAAUCGACGGAAAGCGGAUUUUCGGUUCGCUUACAAGUUCCUGGAAGACGAACUAUGAGCGUCAUAACGUCCUCUCUUGCUGAAGGCCCUUCUCGGCUGUGAUAGUUACAUUCUGUAUCAAGUAUUAGGUAGUCCUGGAAUGGUCCCUUCAUGGGCAGAUUUUGUGCUCUUCGAAAC